UGAACGUACAUUAAGGGGAAAGGAUCCACAGACACGAGGCUGAUUAUCUUUCUGCACAUCUCUUUAUUUACAAUGCUGGUUGCCAUGGUUAACACAAAUGCAAUACAUUGAAUGCUACCUGAAUUGACUCAUUGAAGUAACAUAAGUAGGCCUACAGUAUCACAGCGAGGUUGUUUGUGUGUGUUGGUCAGAUGAUCCUGUGUCCAGAUCAACACUAUUGAUUAUUCUCUAACCCCAGUGCAUGUGGUGUACUAUGGUCUUAGCCAUGCUCUCACUAACCCGCAUCUUUACUCUUUCUCCCUUUCCGGAGGACCUGAGACUGUCGGUGUGAUCGAAGCGUUGGACCGUGACUGAUGACACCCUGGCCUGACACCUGGACAUACCUGGCCCGACACCUGGACAUACCUGGCCCAAUCUCCCUGGCCCCCCUCUACCUUCCUGUUGCUGCCUCCACUGGUUAUUUCUUUGUGGAUGUAUUAUUCAACUAUUUACUUUUACUAUUUGCCAAUGAAAGAGCAGAUCUGACAUCAACACAGUACCCGAGACAGAUAUAAAUUCGCGAAGACGCAUCAAUCCCGACUCAUCACUGCGUUGACCAGCAGCUGUGAUGUCUCUAGCCGACCCCACCUCGGACACCACGCCCUUCUUCUCUGAUGACAGCGAGGCAGAGGGUUCAGAAGAGCCUGGUGCGGGGCCUAGCCAGCGCCGGGAAGAAGAAGAGCCAGCCAGCGGAGUGUCCAGCUUGAGAGCGGUGUUCACCGUUAUUGUCCUGUGUUUCAUCAACCUGCUCAACUACAUGGACAGGUUCACUGUGGCUGGUGUUCUGCCUGAUAUUGAGCAGUACUUUGGGAUCAAUGAUGGGAAGUCAGGGCUGCUCCAAACAGUCUUCAUCUGCAGCUACAUGUUCCUGGCUCCUGUCUUUGGUUACCUGGGUGACCGGUACAACAGGAAGAUGAUCAUGAGUGUGGGCAUAAGCUUCUGGUCCAUCGUGACACUCGCCAGCUCCUACACGCCCAAAGAAUAUUUCUGGCUCCUGUUGUUGACGCGUGGCCUGGUGGGGGUUGGGGAGGCCAGUUACUCCACUAUCGCCCCAACCAUCAUCGCUGACCUGUACAUCAAGGAGAGGAGGACGCAGAUGCUCUCUGUCUUCUAUUUCGCCAUUCCAGUGGGCAGUGGUCUGGGCUACAUCGUGGGGUCAAAGGUUGAUGACUUGGCAGGGGACUGGCAUUGGGCCCUGCGGGUGACUCCUGCAUUAGGACUGGUAGCGGUGGUGUUGCUGCUGUUCGUGGUGAAAGAGCCAAAGAGGGGUGCUAUCGAGGCCCGACCGGAGCACACACUCCAAAGGACCAGCUGGCUGGGUGACAUGAAGGCUCUUUGCAGGAACCCCAGCUUUGUGCUGUCUACGUUUGGCUUCACGGCUGUGGCCUUUGUGACUGGCUCCUUGGCACUCUGGGCCCCGGCCUUCCUCUUCAGAGCUGCGGUCUUCACCGAAGGGAGGCCCCCCUGCGUUAAGGGGCCAUGCGACACCUCCGACAGCCUGUACUUUGGCAUCAUCACAGUCGUGUCGGGGAUCCUGGGCGUGGCCAGUGGUGCAGAGGUCAGUAGGAGACUGAGGUUGAGGACGCCGAGGGCUGACCCCCUGGUGUGUGCUCUAGGACUCCUCCUCUCAGCUCCCUUCCUCUACCUCGCCAUCGUCUUCGCUCAGGCCAGCCCCAUCGCCACAUACGUGUUUAUCUUCCUGGGAGAGACCUUCCUGUCUAUGAACUGGGCCAUCGUAGCGGACAUCCUGUUGUACGUGGUGGUCCCCACGCGUCGCUCCACGGCUGAGGCCUUCCAGAUCGUUCUCUCUCACCUGCUUGGAGAUGCUGGGAGUCCUUAUCUCAUAGGCGUGGUGUCAGACUCUCUGAAGCAGACUGACUCGUACCUAUGGCAGUUCCGCUCCCUGCAGCUCUCCCUCCUCACCUGCUCUUUUGUGGCAGUUGGGGGCGGGGCUUUCUUCCUGGCUACCGCCCUCUUCAUCGAGAAGGACCGCCAACGUGCCACAAACUACGCACCCACAGCGUCCAUUCAGCAGCAUUACAGUGAGGAUUACACUCAGCACACCCUAGGAUUUGGCUUGACCCACCCACCAUACAACCCCUCUGCUGCCACAAGCUGGGGUGCUCCCCCUUCCAGCCUUCUUUCACCCAUUUCACCACAGAUGGUUCUGAGACCGAACUCUGUCACACCGACUGAAAAUGAGAGUAAUGACGGCUAUGAGAGUCCAAGAGAUGAGUAUGUCAACGAGGACAGCUAUGAACAAGGAUCAGGCUACCUAAUGGUGUUACCAUCAGUUCUUCCUGGGACUGGGUCUCUGCGUCAUUCCAACCAAUGUCUAAGCUCCCGAAGCACAGGAAACAGUGGCGAGGUUAUGAAAAUCAAUAUGAAUGUCGACGUGGGAAAGAGUGAUGACAGUGAUGACGGCAGCAACGACUAUGUCAAUACUAAAGAAAACAGUGACGAGGAGGGCAAUAUGAAUGUCGACGUGGGAAAGAGUGACGACAGUGAUGAAGGCAGCAACGACUAUGUCAAUACUAAAGGAAACAGUGACGAGGAGGGCAACAUGAAUAUCGACGUGGAAAAGAGUGAUGACAGUGAUGAAGAAGGCAACGACUAUGUCAAUACUAAAGAUAUGUGAAGCCUCCCCAUCAUGUAGCUGAUUCCGACGGGGAGGUAAUUGAUGAGUCGCUUGACAGCUGGAUUUGAGUGCAACCAAGUAUCAGUCAAAGGGAAGACUACACAGCUACAUAGGGCUUCUGCAAUAUGGACAAGAGCACUGUGCAACUCACUGCUGUGGCUGCUGAAACUUUUCAAAAUACCUUAAUAUCAUCCACCAGGCGUCUCUCUCCAAACUGUGGUAAUAAGGGAGGACAUGUUGUAAAAUGUAUUGUAUGGCUUGUGUGGUGUAGGACAAAUGCCUUUGAAAAACACCUCUUGGUGCCCCAGCUGCUUGUGUGAGCUACCAGCUAUAACCAUAAUGAUUUUUCUUUAAGCUCUUUCCUAUUAAAGAGAGGAUGACAGUGGGGAAAGAAAGGUGGUGUUGAAGGGCAGUAGGCCGGAUUUGAUCCCAUGUUGACAUGCCGACGGCAUCAUCUUUUUCAAUGUAUGGAUUUGCUGACGACUCCUGAGAAUGUUCGUUCUAGUUUACCCAUUUUCUCUUAAAUGUAUUUAUAUAUAUUUUUUUACUGUGGAGUCAUGUUAACUACAUUCAAAUCUGUUUUUAUAGUUGAAGUUCUUUUUGUCACUAUAUAAGAAAUGCUCUGCCAUAAUCUAUAGCCCUAUUCUGACAGGAUAAACUCAGUGUAAUGUGCAUGAGCACAAAUCACAUCCCUAAGGUUGGGUCCUCUGAGUGUGAAUCGUCAUCCCUGUGUUGAGGGAUAUUAGUUUAACAGGUGCUGCACCUGGUUUGGGAACAAAUUGAUGCUUAAAACAGUGCUAUGCAUGUAGCUUAAUGUUAAAUUCUGUUUUGUCACAACUUUCCUAGUGCCAUACACGUCCGGUAAUUAAAAGUUUGCAUAGGUUAGUUCAUGAUUUUUAUGCAUUAUUUUGACUUUCUCCGAACUGAAGGCCAUUAGGUCAAUAUUAGGCUGUUCCAAGAUGUGAAAUAUCUUCAUACCUAGAAAAGCCUCCAGUCAUAAUGCUAAAUUUUGAAUGAGGUAAAAAUGAAUCGUCCUCUGGAAAAACUGACAUGCUGUAAGUUAGACUUUUUAUACUAAUUCUGUGCAAAUAGGGCUUAUAAAAAAUAUGUUAUUGGGUGAUGGCCUCAGUUUAUGGUGAAAUUCACAUGCUUGUCAUAUACCUUUAAAUAAAUCUAAAUGAACAA
This is a messenger RNA of Oncorhynchus mykiss (rainbow trout), 3862 nucleotides long. NCBI's taxonomy places the organism in Eukaryota, Metazoa, Chordata, Actinopteri, Salmoniformes, Salmonidae. The record is from RefSeq and is a predicted model, not a curated record.